Molecule: messenger RNA, 3925 nt
Organism: Hyla sarda
Lineage: Eukaryota; Metazoa; Chordata; Amphibia; Anura; Hylidae
Product: flavin-containing monooxygenase 3-like
Exons: 9
Coding region: 260-1945 (561 amino acids)
Molecular function (GO): NADP binding; flavin adenine dinucleotide binding; N,N-dimethylaniline monooxygenase activity
Source: RefSeq, a predicted model, not a curated record
AUAAACCUCCCCCUUAUAUAGUGUAUAAAAUAAUAUAAUGGGCACAUUGGCGGAGUCAUAUGACCUGCACUGGUUCCUGAGGACUCCUUUUUGGGGUGGACCUCUUGAACACACCAGGAUCACCUGACAGGAAGUGCUGUGUGUCACAUGAGUGUUUGGCCCCGGCUGGUAAAGGCUUGGAUGGUGCUCGGCCAUCAUGGGUUUACAUUGAAUAUACAUUUGUGUACAUUUUAGUAUAUGUAGCGGUGUUUUUAAUGAUAUGGCGGUGGGGGCGUAUUUUUUAAAUGGCUGCAUACCUCUUCUCUUACACUUUGACAGAAGAGACCGACAUGUUCCUCUACAGAACAUGGCGUCCACUGUGGCUGUGAUCGGCUCGGGGAUAAGUGGACUCGCUGCUCUCAAAUGCAGUUUAGAAGUCGGCCUGAAUGCGACCUGCUUCGAGAAGAGUGACUGCGUCGGUGGCUUAUGGGAUUUUAUGGAAAAAGCAGAAGACGGGAGGGCGAGCAUCUACCGUUCAGUGUUCACAAACGCCUGCAAAGAAAUGAUGUGCUAUCCGGACUUUCCUAUCCCGGAUGACUACCCUAAUUUUAUGCACAAUGCUGUGUUCCUGGAGUACCUGAAGUUAUACGCCAAGCACUUUGAUCUGUUGAGACACAUCAAGUUUAAAACAACUGUGAUCCGCAUACAGAAGCGGCUAGACUUUGCUACAACUGGACAGUGGGACGUGGUUACAGAGCAUGAUGGGAAACAAAAGUCGUCUAUCUUUGAUGCUGUACUGGUUUGCACUGGUCAUCACGUUUAUCCCAAUCUCCCCCUGCAAUCUUUCAGUGGAAUUGAGAAGUUCCGAGGCCAGUACAUGCACAACCGAGAUUACAAGUAUCCUUCCAGUUAUGCUGGAAAAAAUGUACUAAUUGUUGGUUUAGGUAAUACUGGAGCAGAUAUCGCUGUUGAGCUUGGACGGACGGCUAAGAAGGUUGUGCUAAGCACAAGAAGCGGCUCUUGGAUCAUGAGUCGUGUUUGGGACAAUGGUUAUCCUUGGGACAUGGUUUAUCUUACCCGCUAUCAGUCCUUUCUAAAUCUCAUUCUGCCAAGAGUAAUUUCUGACUGGCUGUACGAACGAAUGAUGGAGAAAAGAUUUAAGCAUGGCCACUAUGGCUUGGUGCCUGUGAACAAGACUCUACGGAAAGAGCCUGUCUUUAAUGAUGACCUGGCCACCUCCAUCACAUGUGGUACUGUGACUGUAAAACCCAACAUCCGAGAGUUCACCGAGACCUCCGUAGUCUUUGAAGAUGGUUCUGUAAUGGAGAAUGUGGAUGUUGUCAUAUUUGCCACUGGUUACAGCUAUGCCUACCCAUUUAUGGAUGACUCCAUUGUCAAAAACGAUAAAAACAAGGUUUCCCUGUAUAAGGGGGUCUUCCCACCAAAAUUAGAAAAGCCCACAUUGGCAGUCAUUGGGUUGGUUCAGUCAUUAGGAGGGAUACCGCCAACCUCCGACGUGCAGGCUCGAUGGGCGGUGAGAGUUAUUAAAGGGACAUGUAAGCUGCCGCCUAAACAGACAAUGAUUGAGGAAUUAAAUGAAGAAGAGAGUGAAAAAAAGAACUGGUUUGGGCGUAGUGAGACACUAUCCACCGACUAUGUCUCUUACAUGGACGAAUUAAGUUCUUUUAUUGGGUGCAAGCCGAAUCUCCCUCUUCUCUGCCUUAACGACCCAAAGUUGGCCCUGGAAGUCUUUUUCGGACCUUGCAGUCCUUAUCAAUUCCGUCUCCGUGGACCAGGAAAAUGGGAUGGAGCUCGGAAGGCCAUAUUAAACCAGUGGGAUAGAACUAUCGCUGCGACAAAAAUGCGGGUCGUCCCGGCUCACGAAAAAUCCUCUUCAGUUAUUACUCUGGUCAAGAUUCUAUUUUUGCCCUUGCUACUAUUUGCCUUGUUUUUGGCAUGGGCUUAGUUUUAUUGGCACCAUUGUAUUAGAAUUGCCAUUUCCCCCCCCCCCCCCCCUAAUAAUUUUGAUCUUUAAUGGGAUAAUGAACUGUAUUUUUUAUCAACAGGAGCUGAUCAUUUUAUUUUUUUAAGCAAUACGCAUUAAUAUUUUAACAUCAACGAUGGUGGUUGGGGGGGGGGGGAGAAGAGUGUAUCAUCACCACUUUAGACCCUUCACUAUUAAUCUGGGUUCACAAAUUGUAAAACAAACGGGGGUGGGGGGGUUGGGGUUGAGAAUGUGACAGAUAAUAGGAAUAAAAAGUCGCAUUAUUUUUUUUUUUUUAAUGUGUUAUAUGAAAGUGUAUGUUAAAGCGGCUGUCAGUGUACACAUUAGUGGAAACUCAUCAAAGUAAAAAGUCACAUUUUGUACAAGCUACAUGGUAUUGCACCGAUAAAAAAGGUGGGGCUUACUGCGGAGGGAAAGGGGGAGGGGAUGUCAUGGUUUUGCAUUAAAGGGGUACUCCAGUGAAAAACUUUUUGUUUUGUUUUUAAAUUACCUCUAUUAAAAAAUUGUAAUCCUUCCAGUACUUAUUAGCUGCUGAAUACUACAGAGGAAAUUUUCUUUUUGGAACACAGUGAUCUCUGCUGACAUCUCUGUCCAUUUUAGGAACUGUCCAGAGGAGCAUAUGUUUGCUAUGGGGAUUUUCUCCUGCUCUGGACAGUUCCUGAUAUGGACAGAGGUGUCAGCAGAGAGCACUGUGGACAAGACAAAAGAAAUUCAAAUAGAAAAUAAUUUCCUCAGUAGCAUACAGCUGCUAAUAAGUACUGGAAGGGUAAAGAUUUUUUAAUAGAAGUAAUUUACAAAUCUGUUUAACUUUCUGGCACCAGUUGAUUAAUAAAAACUAAAGUUUUCCACUGGAGUACCUCUUUAAAGAAAGGGAACACUGUCGGCGAAGUGAAAAAAACUACGACACGUAGCCGAAUGUGAUCUGAGCUCAGAGCUCUGUCCUUUUCAGUGCUGAUCGCUGUUAGGGGUUAGGAUUAGGGUUGGGUGUUAGGGUUAUGAUUAGGGGUUAGGAUAAGGACUGGAGUUAGUAUUGAUUGUAAAGUUUAGGAUUAGGGAUAGGGAUUAGAGGUUAGGGGUUAGGAUUAGAGGUCCCAGCAGCGGGACCCCCACGAUCAGACAUCUUAUCCCCUAUCCUUUGGAUAGGGGAUAAAUUGUCUAGCAGCAGAGUACCCCUUUAAGAUGACCAUGAAUAGAAGAAAGUUGUUUUCCUAAAGCUCGUCCAGGUGUGCAUGUUUCCUGAAUAGGGAGGGCGAGAAAGCUGCUGGUGGGCACCUAUUGGGUCGGGCAGGUGAAACUCACGAUGGCCUCUUCUCACCCAACAAUUGCCUAAUUGCCUAUAAUUUCCACCUGUUGUCUGUUCCAUUUGCACAACAGCAUGUGAAAUUGAUUGUCAAUCAGUGUUGUUCCUGAGUGGACAGUGGGAUUUCACAGAAGUGUCAUUGAUCUGGAGUUACAUUGUGUUGUUUAAGUGUUCCCUUUAUUUUUUUGAGCAGUGUAUAUAAAAGAUUCUUCCUUUGCAUUCUAUUUUUUAUUUUUUUUGCCACCAGAUCAAUGCAGCCUUUUGUGUCUUGCCUCAAGAUGUUGUAAAAUGUGUAUAGUCUAUAAUGAGUUUGCAUUAGGCAAAUAUAUAAUGGGGAAAAAAAGGUAAAAAAUUCUCCUUCAGAAAAAAAAACUUCAGAAAUGUGUGACAAAUGUAGACUCAUUUUUGACUGAAAUGAUUUUUGUGUUGAUCCAUAAAUAAAAUGGACAUUGAACACUUGCAGAGUUUAUUCUUUACCUCAGAGGCUUCAUUUCAGAUUUGUUGUCGCUCCAACCUGUAGCGCCAUCUUUCUGCCGGGUGUCAGGAAUGUCAAUAAAACAGUGAAAUAUGAGGUUGCUUCAAAUAAUCAAAUUUACUUCAAUUUUGUAACCUCAAUUUAACGUCCUAAUGCGCCACGCUAU